AUGCCCCUAUGCCGGCGCAAACGCGUCCUGCUCGUCGAACCCUCGCCCGCCCUGCUGGACGCCGUUAAGACGGACCCAAACAAAGAGGUGUUCUACCUGCGCCAGACGGGCGAGAUCUUCGAAACAUACGAUGAAUAUGCCUCGCGGAUGUCCUUCUACAAGGUCAAGCAGUUCCAAUGCGAAGUCACCGGCAAGAGUGGUUUGGACUAUUUCCAAGCUCUCGAGAGUGAACAUCAAGAGGCCCGCACGAUGCACUCCAGGUUCCCGGAGCCUCUCAAAGGUCCUGUACUCAAGGCUGUCCAGUGGCAGGUCAUGGGACGGUUGGACCACCUUGUCGAAGCCGUGUAUGACCGGUUCAAGGACCGCUACUUCAACGGCGAGAAGGUGCUCGUCGACUUCCAAGGCGAGAAAUACUCCGCCAAGGUCAUAAAGGUGUUCCCUCCCACUAAGUAUCCACCACGAGGAGCCGACGAAGAUACCGGGGAAAAACGCGCUUCCACGUCCGCUAGCCCAUCUGAAUCCUCCCUGUCGCCUGUGUCCGACGAGGAGCCUGUUCAUGUUGUCGCGAGUGACCUGAAGGUGUCCGUCAAGGACAGCAUAGUCAAGGACGACCCAAAUAUGUAUGUUUACAGGGUGCAAAUUCUGGAGGAAGAGAAAUCUGAGAAGAGCAAGUCUGCUGCGCGGGACGCGAUGAAAAGUAAGAUGAGUGGGGCGAUCAGGGAUGUGCAACCGUCGAGUCUGAGCCGAGACCGCCUUGCUUUCUCAAAAUCGAUAUUACGACGGUUCAUGCGCGAGUGUGUCGACCGUGCACCUGCGGUCGCGUCUCCAUGGACCGUGAAGCCAUCCAUCGCCGAGAAGUACGGAGUGAGCUCGAUAAUGCCCGAGGAGACAAGGAAAGGCGUCGAGAACCUCAAGAAUAAGGAAAUAGAAAAGAGGAAGAAGGUUUGGGAGGACAAGGAGGGACCGCCAUCCAAGAAACAGAAGAAGCCCAUACUGGGCCAAGAAGAUAAUAUGAGAGCGCUGGCAGACGCUGCGGAACGACGGGAACAGGAGGCUAAAGAGGCCGCCGAGAAGAAGGCCAGGGAAGAAGAGGAGAAGGCUAAGAAAGCUGAGGAGAAAAUCAAGAAGAAGCCUAUACGAUACCCCACAGAAGAUCUAGACGUGAGGUUAGGCGACAAGGAGAAAAAGGCCGGUAUGAAAAUCAAGCGACCAGUGCCUAGUCGUACUGCCCUUCCCUUUGGCGAGGAUAGGCAUACCUUCGAAAUGUUCCUGAUGGCAUGGAACUUCCUCGUGGUUUAUGGUCAACCGCUCCACCUAUCCAGUUUCACUCUAGACGAAUUCGAACACGCCCUUCAACACCCCGUGGCAGAUCCUGCUUGUCCCUUAUUAGGAGAGAUUCAUUCAACUCUAAUCUACAACCUCCGCACUGUCCCUUUCGUCCGACACAAUGCCAUAAUGUCUCUUCUGGAUCUUAAAGAGAACAUAGCAGAUGGGGAGCGCCCUGAUGAUCGCAUAGAGGACUCAUUCGGUGUGCCGAUCGCCACACUUGUGGAUGCAGUUGCAGACGUCGGCAACAACUGGGAGAGGGUUCCAUUGCGAGCCACUGAAGGGCGGGAAGGUUGGGAGGAUGCCCUUGUUGGCUGUCUCAAAGACCACGCCGAUAUUAAUAAGUUGCCCCGUCUGCGCGCCAUAUUCACUCAGCUCCUUUUUUCCCCAGAAUCUUCCCGGGAACCUUCACCUUCUACGUCGGCUUCUCCUCGGGCUGAGGCGACGGUAACCCCUCUGACCCGGCCCUCCCGGCCUAGGGAGCGAUACCAUGCGCUUCCUCCCAGAGAUAGGAUUGCCAUCCUGGCCUACAUGUGCAACCUAGCGGUAUCGAGCAAGGCUAUUCACAUGCACAUGGAAAGUUGUGAAGAGAAUUUGACGGCCCUGAGGAAAGAAAAGAUUGAGGUCAAUAGAACGAAGAAGGCUUACUUGGAGGAGAUGGAAAAGCUAAAUGCUGCGACCAACGAAAACGACAAAGCCACCGCCGCGAACGGGACAGACGGUGAUGCUGUCAUUCACGAAUCCAGCGAGCUGUCCGAUGCUCCGUCUGACGGCGGAUCAGACUCGGGAACUGCGAGUCGCCGUGAGUCCAAGCACCGGUAUCAAUCCUUAGCAUCAGCUCGCCUGAAAGCUAAGAAGAAAGAGGAAGAUCGAAAACAUGCUCUUGCGGAACAUCGCCGCUUGGACGAGGAGGUGAACAAGCUGGAGCGCAGGCUGGAAGGGAUCGAGCGGGAAUUCCGGAAGUUGCUUGGCGCUAUCAGGGUGAAACCUCUGGGUAGAGAUAGAUUCUUCAACCGCAUCUGGUGGUUCGAUGGAAUGGGGUCAGGCUCACUGUUGGCCAGCGGAGGUUCUGUGCAGUACGGGACUGGCAGAAUCUUUGUGCAAGGUCCCAGCGAAUUUGACGCUGAGAUUUUGGGCAGGCGCGACGAGAAAGAUGUGCUGGAGAGGCGGUUUGAGGAGGAAGGGGAAGAAGGCAUGCUGGGUGUUGGCGAAUGGGCCGUCUACAACACCAUCGAGGAGGUGGAUGAAUUCGUCGCAUGGCUAAAUCCCAAAGGUGUCCGCGAACUCGCACUCAAGAACGCAUUCACAAAGUGGUGGCCACAUAUUAACCCCGGAAUACGCAAGCGGAUGGCGGAUUUGGGCGCUAAUGCGAAAGCGGUGGAGGCGAGGCGCAGCUCACGUUCCAAAGUGGCCGCCACUGAUCUUUCCCGUGAACCCUACAUGAUGUGGACAAACCGGCGUGCCACAAAUGGAUCGUAACAGCCGAGACAUCCAUCUAUUUCGCUCAAACACCUCCCCCCCUCCCUUGCUUCACCUUUGGCUGCCCGUGUCUUCGUCCAUCUCCCUAUUUCGUGACACUGCAUCCAAUCAGCCUGCAUUGUAUAACCCAUAUAAUUAUUCUUGCACGAGUUCCCUAGAUCUCUCAUCGCUCUGUCUGCCCACCUCCCGUAGCAUGUAGAAUGACCUGCAACGACUACUCUCUAGAUAUGGACCAAGCUUCAGAUGUCUCCCCUC
Molecule: messenger RNA, 3060 nt
Organism: Gloeophyllum trabeum ATCC 11539
Lineage: Eukaryota; Fungi; Basidiomycota; Agaricomycetes; Gloeophyllales; Gloeophyllaceae
Exons: 12
Coding region: 1-2805 (934 amino acids)
Source: RefSeq, a predicted model, not a curated record